CUUACAGCUACAAGUUCGAUAAGCACAGCUGAAUCAAGUAAACCGUGCAUCGUUGUUGAAGAAAGAGGUACGGCUGACAGUUACACUGGUACUACAGUACCCAGCCCAAGCAGAAUUUCUUUGCCAGUUGGAGUUCCUCCGCCAAGCCAACGUGUUUGCUUCCUUAGCCCAACUGAAGUGACCUUUUACAAGAAGAUAGACCUCGGAAAAAUUCUUAGUAAACAUCUCUCUUCUCAUGAAUCUUGGAACCUGUGGUUCCUCCAUAACGACGCUGCUUUUGUUCGAUUUAAUUUUUCUGUCCCACAUAGUGCAAGAAUGGCUCUUCUGGCCAGAAGAAACGAACCUCCCUCAAUAACUGCUUAUGACAUCAUGGAAGUUAUUGCUGAUCACCACAGAUUGUACAGGAGAACAACUGCUGUGCAACAGGAAGAAAUCAACUUUCUUCAUUACUUAGAAGCUGGUUCUUGGUAUUUGAGUCUUAUUAAUGAUGAUAACAGGCCAGUAUUUGUUGUUUUCACUCCGAAUGUCACGAAAGAUAUUCCUCUGACAUGCCCCAAUGAAUGCCACGAUCAUGGAAAUUGUCAUUUGGGAAAAUGUCAUUGCUUUCCCGGAUACAUUGGUCCCGACUGUGCAGACA
Messenger RNA from Stegodyphus dumicola, 637 nucleotides. Its product is annotated as teneurin-a-like. NCBI's taxonomy places the organism in Eukaryota, Metazoa, Arthropoda, Arachnida, Araneae, Eresidae. The record is from RefSeq and is a predicted model, not a curated record. Gene Ontology annotation, biological process: motor neuron axon guidance.